Molecule: messenger RNA, 865 nt
Organism: Mytilinidion resinicola
Lineage: Eukaryota; Fungi; Ascomycota; Dothideomycetes; Mytilinidiales; Mytilinidiaceae
Exons: 3
Coding region: 255-755 (166 amino acids)
Source: RefSeq, a predicted model, not a curated record
GGUGUGGUACUGAAAGUGGUGUUGUGGAGGGGGAUGGACGAAGAGUUACGGAGAAACAAAACACGAAGCCUUGCAUAUAUAGGCGCCGAGUGGUUUCUGUUGGCUCCGGUAUAAAGCCUUCCACUCGAAUCCUUUCCCAGCAACCCAACCAACUUUUACCCCAUCCACCACCAUCCACCAACACUACAAGCUUUACCUACCAAAAGUACUCAUCUACAAUCCAGUCUCCUGCAGUCAAGCCUGAAUUGAAAAUCAUGCAACUGCGGUCCGGUAGAGAGGCCCAGCCUGACCAGCCCGGUCCCACCAACAAGCGCAAACGAGGCGAAAAUGCUUACCCAAAUGCCCCCAGAGCGAAGCAGCCCAAGUUGGCCCCUAUAAAGCGUAGACGUAGAAAAGCCAACAAAACAGUUCCUGACGAGCCUUGGGCACCGACGGGACCAUUUCGGUUUCUCGAUCUCCCCAGGGAGCUUCGUGAUAUGGUCUACGGCCACAUCUUCAACCCACUCAAUGGUGCGGUCUCAAAGUUCGAUUCACCGAUCAUCAUUCAGGCUGCCUGUGGCGAACGGGUAGUGUACGACCAUAGCGGGUUUCGGCUCAAACAGGGCCAUGCAAUCGUUCAGUCCUGCAAGCAAGUGUGCAAUGAGGUGAAAGACACCAUAUACGGCCUGAACGGAGAUAAGAUUCCCCUUCCAAGUGACGCAGUGAAUGGAGGCAUGGAAGGCGCUUUCAUGGUCCAUGACUUCUUAGUUUCUUAGUUCGCCCACCACCCCCCCUCCCCCCAACCUAAACUACCCCCGCCCUUAUCUGUACAGUAUUGGACAGACGAUUCGAUACGGAUGGGACCUCACUUCGAUUCGCAAGCUGA